ACGUCCGCGCGAUGCUACGCGCUCGCUGCUACGGCCCGUAGCUCGUAGUCACCGUAGUCACUCAGCGAGUAACGUGAAUAUAACAUUGUUUGUGUUUCUGUGCGUCACAAUGUGUGUGUUUGUGUUUACCUCUCAUUGAACACGGAUUGGCUUGCCUUUUGUUUUGUUUUGAUCCAGUAUCGUUGGCAGUAGUCCAGUGCGCCAUGUCUGCGGUGAUGAGCACGCUGUCCAUGAUCAGCGGCACCAGGCGCGCGCACCGCAAGCUUCAAUGCAGCCGCAAGUCGGGGCAGUUCUCUGACGCGGGGGAGGAGCGCUCGCGCAGCCAGCAUGACCUCAACAAGCAGCAGCGCUCCGCGUCGCUGCAAACCCUGGAGGCGGGCGGCGGCGGCGUCGCCAACCUCGAGAGCCUGGAGGCCAAGAUGGCGAGUAUCGAGGUAUCGCUGGCGGGGUCCCGGAGGCGCAGCGCGGGCGCACGUGACGUCACGCGAGAGUUAGACGCACUGCGCACCGCCCUCACUGACAAGGAUACUCUUAUACAAAGCCUAAAAAAGCAGCUAAGCGCAUCUCUAAGCGCGGCCCGCCUAGCGUCUCCUACUGCAUCCCGCGCCAGCAGCCACGAGGAGCAGGCAUCAGCCCUAUCGGCCGAGGAACGAAGAGCCCUGGAUGAGCGCGCCAACGCCGUGCGAGCUGACCUGGACGCCAGGAAGGCGAACAUCCAAGAGUUGAGGAGAAGGCUCGAGAAGACACAUGUUACCGACAACAUCGACACGCGCAUCCAGCAAGCGGAGCUGCAGUACAAGCUGGGCCGCGAGGAGCUGGAGCUGCUGACGCUGAGCGAGCAGGCGCGCGCGCUGGCGCAGCUCAUCGAGCAGGCCGACGCCGCCGCCACCAGGAACCACCGCGCCACCAUGUACAGCGCGGUGCGGGAGUGCGGCGGCUGCGCAGCGCUGGUGACGGCGGAGGUGCGCGAGGGCACUUGGGGCGCCGCCCCCCGGGGCGCCGGCAUGCUCGUCGAGUGGCCCGGGGACAACGCAGCGCUCAAACCCGGAGACAGAUUAGUAGAAGUGAAUGGCACGUCAGUACUAGCGUGCCGCAGCCAGGAGGAACUGCAACGCGCCACCAGCGCCGCCAACCCCGCGCGGCUCGUACUCUUGCGCAGCACCGGCCAAGCGCCUGCGCCGCACCAACCCAACGGCUUCACGCAGAACGAAGCGGCAUCAUUACGAGCAGAGCUGGGCGCCCUGAGGACCGCCGCUGACGACGCAGAGAAGGCGAAGGAGAGCCUCCGCUCCGACAACACGCGCCUCACGCACCGCAUCUCCUACCUCGAAGAGCAAGUCGCUGAACUGCUCAGCAGGCAUACGCAGCUACAACCAGUAAGCAGUAACGACAGCUGCAUAACAGUGAACAAGACGAAGAAAAACGUGACCAACAUCAACAUCACGACGGAACCGCAGCAGAAGCCCAGCCCCAAGUCUGAAGUCCAAGUGUUCCAGAAGGGACCAGACAUCACGGCUAUCGUGGCCAAGCUGCCAGGAUUAGAUGGUGUUGAGAACAACCUCCCAAUGAUACGGCCGCGGUCUAAUGCUUCGGGAGCAUCGUCCAGAGCUGCUGUGUCACCCAGAGCCUCCCCACCACUUAACCACAGAUCCCAUAGCUCUCACAGCUUGGAGCAUAAAGCCGAACGGAUGCGUCACUCCCUCUCCCAUCACUGCAUUCACGGAGCCAUCGACUACAGCGCCGAGACCGACGCAGCGAUACGCAUGAUCGAGAGGAACCAAAGACACAUAGAGAAGCAACGGAUGAAGAACGAGAGGCUCAACAGAUCCAAAUGUGAAGACUACUUCAGAUCCGACAGCGAUUUGGACAUGCGAGACACGCACUCUACCGCUAGUGCUGACCCCAGACAUUACGAGAUAAAAAAAGCGGCCGACAGAAUAGAAGAAAGUAUCAAGAAGACCAACUGGGCGGAGAGGAAAACUCUUUCAAUCAUAGAACAGCUAAAGCGGUCACAACGGCUGAGAAAAAUGAAGAAAAACGACAGUGCAGAAGAUAUUCAGCUGGAAUCUGAGAGACAUUACAUGUACCACAGAAUAGACGGCAAAGUGUUGGAGAACGCCCACAAGUCCAGCAGACGAACUUCCAAACUGCACUCCCGAAGUGCCAAGUCUUCAGAAUUUGAAUCAGAAUCAGAUUUUCCAAAUGGAGACAUGUAUAGUAGCUCCCCUAGGAUAGACUAUGGUUCUGAAACUUGUUCACGCAUGAGUCAUUACAAGAAGAAUGAAGACAGAAAAGAAAGUGACACAAAGUCACGUCCAACGCCUCCUCGGAAACCUUUAAGAUUGUCGCUGCACAAGGCACGGAGUGCGCACUCUUUGAUGAACGGAAGCGAGUCAGAGACGCCCAGUAGACCGGCGUCGGAGGCGAAGCACACCGACACAGAGUGCAGUAAGCGGCCGGUCAAGAGAACACACGCGGCCGACAAGUGGGCGCGGGAGAGGAUCCGCGACGCCGGCCGCGCCACUCCGCGCCCCACCAGGAAGCAUCUCAACGGGCUCAGCGCGUGCGACGCGCCCGCCGCCGACGACCUGUACCCCGAGAAUACGCACAUGCCUCUCAGGAUUAACGGCAGGACCGGCAAGUGGUGCUAACACUCGACAGAGACCAGCCUGGUAGGCUAAAAAUAUACUAAAGAGCAGUAACGAGGCUGAAAAUAAAACCCCAUUCGAUUGAUCGAAUUAAGAUAUCUGCAAUAUUUUUUGAAAUCCUAUUUAAACCUAAAAAUACAAAAUUGUGGUAUUGAAUUGCCACAAAAGUAGAAAGCAUUGUUAUAACAGUGUACAGAGUAAUGAUAGAGAAUAAUGUAAAUAGACCGUAUGUAAGCACCCACCGCGCAAUACUCACCUAAUGUUACGUAUUUAUUUAAGACAUUCUGUAGGUUACGAUGUGUAAAUGACAAUAAAUAUAUUAUGCCUUU
Molecule: messenger RNA, 2977 nt
Organism: Helicoverpa zea (corn earworm)
Lineage: Eukaryota; Metazoa; Arthropoda; Insecta; Lepidoptera; Noctuidae
Gene: sprt
Exons: 11
Coding region: 204-2651 (815 amino acids)
Molecular function (GO): protein binding
Source: RefSeq, a predicted model, not a curated record